Caenorhabditis angaria is the source of this 3199-nucleotide messenger RNA. Lineage: Eukaryota; Metazoa; Nematoda; Chromadorea; Rhabditida; Rhabditidae. The record is from the annotation of a GenBank genome assembly.
AUGUCAAAAAUCUAUGAUGAAAAUGGAAAUGUUCAAAAAGAGUGAGUUCUUUUUCAUGGAAACUUUUCUGAAUUUGAAAGCCGGGGGAGAUCCAAGAUUGGGCCGCCCUUAAAAAAUGAAAACCCUCGAGAUUUUUUAAAUGUGAAAUUCUAAAUGGGUUUAUUAUUUGAGAUACCAUUAGGCUUGUAACUUUCUAUUAGAUUAUAAGGGUCUCUUCUACGUUUUGGCCAUCCAAAUUUCUGAGAAUAUUUAGGUUCUCCGCUUCAAUAGUUUUGGACAGCCGAAAAACGGAAUGGAAAUCUAUGUGGAUUGCGAUAUUUCUUCAAUUCGUAGUCGGUGUUCAGAUAUCCGUGUACUACAUGUCUAUGUGGCCGUAUUUACAAUCAGUAAGCUACACAUAAAUAAUUGGGUGACGUAUGAGUGGGAAGGGAAAAUUAACUAAAAACAAGAGAACAUUAUUGUUAUGUGUAUCUAGACAUGAAAAUCUGUUUUUGAAAAGAGAGAAAACUGCAAAGUAAAAAAUGUGAAGCUUGACUGAUUAGCAAAAUUGAAAGAUCAAACUUCUAGAAAUUCUGACAAUGAGAAGAGUGUUCAGAGCAAUAAGAAGAAGAUUUUUGAGAUUCUAAAUUUUCAGCUUGAUAAAUCAGCGGAUGUCGAUUUCCUUGGAUGGAUUGUUGCGGCUUGUAAUAUCGGUUCAACAAUUGUGAGUUUAGUUUUAUUGGUGUGGUAUCUUGCAAAAAAAACAUGUGCGUUUAUUAAUUUUAUACACAUUUCUUUUUUUCUUGAUAAGCUGUCACUACAUUUUCUACGCAAAAAUAUUAAUUCGUCAUGGUUAUAUGAAGAUGAAAAAUUCAAAGAAAUGUUUUAUAAAGUUAGGGAGCAAAACACAUUUUCAUUCAGACAUUUUUGAGGAUCCUUGAGCAAAAAAUAAAUUUGGAACUAGCCUAGACAGCUGUCAAAUAUUUUUAUCAUAAGAAGAUUAGUGUGUGGAGGAGGAAAAGAAGCUUUUUGUACUACUGUAGUUUGAAACUUUGAUGAGAGGAGUGAAAUUUGGAAUGAGGUGUAGACUAAAAAAUAUCACAACUGGAGAUAAUUUUAGGGCCAAAAGAAGAACAUACAAAAAAUUUACAUUCAGAAAAUUGGAUCUUACGCGAGAUCUCUGAAGGAAUAACCGAAAUUCAUGGCUUCGAAAACACUAUGAAACAAUAGAUUAAUUAAUUUCUAAUAAAAAAUGUAAUUUUUAGUCAAACCCAAUUUAUGGUUACUGGAAUCAAAAAACAAUGUCAGUGAAAUGGCCAACAAUUGCCGGAUUUUUAAUAGCUGCAGUUGCACAAACUUGGUACGCAUUACUCAGUUUAUUCUCAAAUGCAAAAUGGUAUAUGUUAGCUGCUAGAAUUAUGACAGGUUUAGGAGUUGGGAAUUUGGCAGCUUUGCGGGUUUAUAGUGCAACUGCUUCAACACCAAAAGAUCGAAUGAAAGCGAUUAGUUAUGGAACUGGUGGUUAUGUUUUGGGUAUUUCUUUUGGACCUGUUUUAUCGGUAAGUUAACAAAAAUCUAGAAAGUUCAAACAUUUGAAAACUUGUGAUUUUUGAUGUUCAAAAAUUUACGCUCCAGUAAAAAAAUCAAUAUUAUAUACAUCUGAAAAUAUGUAUAUUUUCACACCUAGCAUAAAAAACACCAGAAAUCAAACGUCGUAAGAAAAACAAGGCAAAUAAAAUUCAGCAUGUUAUUAUUUUCAACCUUAUAUUGUCAUUAUUUACAUAUGCAUAUAUUUUUCAGGCGUUUUUCACACCAAUUGGUGAAACUGGUCAUAAAUUAAUUGGAAUUAGUAUAAAUAUGUUCACUGUUGUGGCAUUUUUGAUGACAAUUGUUUGUUUGGCGGCUGCUGUUAUUGUUCUAAUUUUCUUCAAAGAAAGUUAUGUUGGAAUUGUUGAAGAAGAUGAUGAUACACGUGAGUUUUCUGAAAAUGAAGCUGCAUAAUUUUUUAAAAAUUAUUUCAGAGAAGGAUGUGGUUAUUCCUAAGUUCGAUAUAACAGCUGCUCUUGUUUGUAUUUAUCUUUUCAUGAUUGUCAAUAUUAUUGCCACAAAUAUUGAAGUGUGAGUGAACUUUGUUGAAAAUAAUCUGAAAUGUGUCAGAACAUACAAAACUUCCAUUUAAAUAAUCUGAUAAAUUUCCAAUUUGUUUUCAGAAUGUCCACUCCAUUAACAACAGUUUUAUAUGAUUGGAAGGAUAGUCAAUCAAUUCUUUACAACGGAAUUGCGUUGUGUUGUAGUUGUGUUGUUUCGGUGGCUUUGAAUUUGAUCUUAGGAAGCACACGAUUGGGAAGACUGUGAUUUCAUUUAUUUUUUCCCAUGGUCUAGAUUUUUAUACAUUGAUUAGUGAUUUUCAGGGACAAAAGAUAUCAAAUGUUAGCUGGAAUUGGAUUCUUUCUUCUUUAUCAAGUUUUCAUGUAUCCGUGGGGAUUCUAUUCAGGACCACUUCAUUAUUUACCUGAAGGCUAGUUGAAUUUCGGUCGAGGGGUUCAAAGUUUCUGAUCUUACUUUUUUUUAGAACUUAGAAUUCCAGAUGAUUACUAUAGAUACUGUAGAAAGUGGUAUUUUUAUCAAACUGUAGGAAGAUUAUUUGAGAUACUUUAAUAUUGUUUUGAGACUUACAGUAACCAGAACAAGUUUCCUCUGCGUAUUUUUUAAAAUUAAAAAAAAUAACGUGGCCCAUAUUAAAAUUUAAUUCAAUUAAAGUGAAAUAUCAUUUCGUUUUUUUCUCCAGGAUCAACAACCCAAACAGCUGGAGGUUGUGAUGAUUCUUAUAAAUGGUGUAGUUAUACAACUCGAGUUCCAUUAUUUGUUUAUCUUUUCUGUUUUAUCGUCUUCUUUGGAAUCGCUUUUCCAUUUGUCGAAUCACCAUCAGCCGCAUUAUAUUCAGAAGUUCUUGGACCAAGAAAACAAGGAAUAAUGCAAGGAUUAUUCUCGUUUGGUGGAAGUUUGGCACCAGUUAUCGGAUCAUUAACUUCAACGUAACUUUUUUCUAAAACCUUCUUCGAUAUCUCAUUAAAAAAACAAUUAUUUCAGAGCAUUAUUCCAAGCCACUGGUUAUCGAUAUGUUAUGGUCUACCAAGCCGGAAUUCUUCUCGUUGGUGCCGCCCUGAUAAUGCUUUUCUAUAAACGAUUAGUACCACUAAAACUGAUUAAAAAGACCUAA